ACGACACCUAAGAUCUCUACGCAGCAUAUGCUGCCUUGCCUGCGCCUAUAGCUAGCGCUUGCAACAUGGCGAGUGAGGAGGAUGGCCCGAUUCAGCGGAAGGAGGAAGAGGAGGAAGAGGAGGAGGAAGAGGAGGAGGAGGAGGAUGAGAGAGCCUUGCUUCAGGACACCGUUAAGUUGUCUGUGCGGCAGGAGACGGCUCAGCUCAAGUCUGACCUAGGCCUCGAGAUCAAGCUCAUCAAGAGCCAUUUGGCCGAGCUGGGCGCAGAGAUCGCUGAGUUGAAGAGUGUGGAGAACGCCACUCCUACGCCAGGUGUGCCGGACGACAAAUUAGAGGAGCUGCAGCAGCAGCUGACGAACUACCGAAAGGAAAGCUCUCAUCGAGCAGCAAAGCAUAGGGCAUGGGGAGCCGACAUCGAAGUCAAACUGGCCGCUGCGGUGCAGUUCGCCAGAGAGGAGGCUCAGAGCGUUCUCAAGGCACUUACUGGCAAGCUGCAGCAGGAGCAGCAAGACCGACAAAACGAUGUUGUGCUUUUGAGGCGCUCGGUACAGGACCUGCUGGACAAGGAUGCUGAGGUUUCGUUGGCUGUUCUGCAAGGAGAGCAGAGAGAAGCAGACAUUCUCUCACUCAGAACUGAUCUUGACACGCUUUCGCUGAUGGUGCAAAACAUGUGCACGGAGAAGGCAGAAGUGAAAGCUUUCAGAUCGCCAGAAGAUUCAGGAGUUGCAGAUGAUGCAAUCAGUGACCUGAGUAUUUUCAGCGAAACGUGCGGGACCCCCUCUCCGGGACACUUGCAAGAGAUAUCCAGGCACAAAGAAUCCGAUCCUGAGGCAACCUACGUGAGGAAUGGUUCUGGGCGAAGCACCCCGGCCAGCUCCUGCCUUGUCAAGCGCAAGGUCCCUCGGGGCCGGCGUCAUCGCUGUUGGCGGACAUGCCCUCAGUGUGCCACGCAGUCCCGGGCCGUGAAGGUUCCCGCGCAGUCGCUGUCCAGCAGCUUCGACUUCGCGGACUCGUACCAGUCGCGCCAGUACCAGUCGUACCAACCGCGCUCCUCGGACGUGCAUGAGCUGGUGGCGAAGAUCGAGGCCGCGUGCUCGGCGUGAGCGCAUCGAACGCGAAGCUUGCGAGCAGGCGAAGCUGCUCGUUCCCCGUUUGUGUGCCACUUGAUACGGGCACCUGCUGACAUGUUUGCCGGUAUUGAACAAAUGUUUCUGUGUAUUUGUUGGUGCAUCAUGAAAACCGUGUGACAGCCUGCCAGCAGGGGAAACAUUCCCCUCCUGGCAGCUUGGCACAAACUCCAGGG
Molecule: messenger RNA, 1303 nt
Organism: Effrenium voratum
Lineage: Eukaryota; Dinophyceae; Suessiales; Symbiodiniaceae
Source: the annotation of a GenBank genome assembly